AUGACUUGCAAUGAAUAUCUUUUUAAAGAUUUGAGCCCUACUAAAGUUACAAAAUUUAGAAUCGACCAUGGUGGUUAUAUUCCAGCAAAAGGAAUGGGAACCAUUAAAUUUGAAACACAAUCAGGAACUAAAACAAUUUCUGAUGUUCUUUAUGUGCCCGAUUUGGACCAGAACUUGUUAAGUGUUGAAGAACGUGGAUUUCACGAGUUAUGUGUGGAGCCACCUCUGCUAAAAGAAGACAUUCCCCCUGAUGAUGAAGGCUGGCUUUGUCCUAGUUUUGAUUGCAAAGUUGACUGCAUUGACUUACUUAAUGAUCUUCAGGGAACAGACCUUUCCGUCACUGACAGCUGGGAGAAAGUAUAUCCCAAGGAAGAUGCUGCUACUUUAUCUGAAGAGAUGGCAGAAACCCCUCCUAAAGAUGAUGGGAUCUUGGAGCUUUCCUCUGAAGACUCAGAAGAUGAUGACUUUAAUCCUGAUAAUCCAGAUAAGGAUGAGUCUGUUAAAACAGAAAGUUCAAGUUCUGAUUUUACGUCCUACUCUGAGGAUUUUACUUUGAUAGUUGAUACUGAAUUCAACCGGAGACUUGAUGAGUGGGUUAAACUUGAACAUCUUGAUCUUAAUUCGGUAUAUACUAUUGUGGAUGAGAAGGUCGAGGAUAAGGUGAUAAGUUUUAAAAUUUCAUGCCACCAGAAACAUAAAAUUGGUGAGAUUCGUGUCGAGGACCAUGAGGAGCUUGAUGCAGCCAGUUUACGAGAGCACAAAGAGUUCACAAAAGUCAAGAACAUUGCUACAAUAGAAUUUGGAAUAUAUGAGAUUGAAACAUGGUACUUCUCGCCAUUUCCUCCAGAAUACAAUAAUUGCUCGAAACUGUUCUUUUGCGAGUUUUGUCUCAAUUUUAUGAAAAGCAAAGAGCAACUUCAGAGGCACAUGAGGAAAUGUGAUCUUAAGCACCCUCCAGGUGAAGAGAUCUGUAGAAGUGGUACACUGUCAGUGUUUGAGGUUGAUGGCAAAAAGAACAAGGUUUAUGGGCAAAAUAUAUGCUACUGGGCAAAAUUAUUUCUUGAUCAUAAGACUCUAUAUUAUGAUGUUAACCUGUUCCUCGUUUAUGUGCUUCGUGAAUGUGAUGACCGAGGUUGCCAUAUGGUUGGUUACUUUUCAAAGGAAAAGCAUUCAGAGGAGUCUUAUCACUUAGAUUGCAUUCUGACACUUCCACCUUAUCAAAGGAAAGGCUAUGGGAAAUUCCUAAUUGCAUUGCCAUAUGAACUUUCAAAGAAAGAAGAUAAAGUGGGCACACCAGAAAGACAACUUUCCGACUUAGGAAUGUUGAGCUAUAGGGGGUACUGGAUACAUGUGCUUCUGGAUUGUAACACCACAUACUUUCAAACUUGAACAGAAAUUGUUAUUUCUACUUGUACACAUUCCAAAAACCAUAAAUCUAUU
Molecule: messenger RNA, 1440 nt
Organism: Capsicum annuum
Lineage: Eukaryota; Viridiplantae; Streptophyta; Magnoliopsida; Solanales; Solanaceae
Product: histone acetyltransferase of the MYST family 1-like
Exons: 2
Coding region: 1-1389 (462 amino acids)
Biological process (GO): regulation of DNA-templated transcription
Molecular function (GO): histone acetyltransferase activity
Source: RefSeq, a predicted model, not a curated record